CAGGCUUCGUUCCACUUUCUCCACUGGUCUUCCACCUAAUUCCCACCAAAUUCAUUUCCCAAGCACUGAAUUUUACCUCAGCCCCUGCUCUCGUCUCAGUCGUUCAGUUUGCGUCCCGCCUCGUCGUUCCGAGCAUUCCCUCCCGUCGCGUUACCUCACGUCAAUCAGUCGUUGCUUCUCAGUCGUUCAGUCGGCAGAUAUGGCUCUGGUGGCUGCGACGUCGGCUCCUGUCUCCGCUUCAGCCGGAGCGUUGGUUCAGCGUGCGUCGAACAGACGGGAUUCGAGCACGUUUGCGUCGUCGCUGUUCCCAAGCAGCAGAAAGAGCUUGGAAUCCAACGCUGUCUUUUCCCAGCAACGUCAAAAUGCAGCUGUGAACAAGGCCCUCACGGUACGAGCGAAUGCAGGGGAUGCGGCAGCGGCGCAGACAGCGGCGGCGACGUCGCUCAUGAUGGAGGUGGACAAGGACUCCUUCUACCCCGAGCUCGAGAAAGCGGCGGCCGCUGACAAGCUUGUCGUGCUCGAUAUGUACACCCAGUGGUGCGGGCCGUGCAAGCUGCUGGCGCCCAAGGUGGAGGCCCUGGCGGAGGAGAUGCCGGACGUGGUGUUCAUGAAGCUGGACUGCAACCAGAACAACAAGCCUCUGGCGAAGGGCCUGGGCGUGCGGUCGGUGCCGACGUUCAAGCUGUUCCGCAACCUGGCUCAGGUCGACGAGGUCCAGGGCGCCAAGUACGACCUGCUGGUUGAGAAGAUCACCAAGCACCGGUGAUGAGGGGACAUGCGGCAGGGAGAGAUCAGCAGCAGUGCCAGGGAGCAGCAGUGCUAGGGAGCAGCAGCGUCAGGGUGCUGCUAUUUGACGAGGUGCGGGGCGCCAAGUACAACCUGCCGGCUGAGAAGACCACCAAGCACCGAUGUUGCUGAUGCUUGCGGUGCUGAUGCCGGUGGUGGUGCUGCUGGUGUCCAUCAUGAGUACUGGCCAAGUUAUUGGACUGGGAACUUGUGUGUACAUUGCUCUUGAAAAUUGGAAGGAAUAAUGGGUUUGUGCCUGAACUGAAGCAAUUGUGACGUCAUGUCACAGCAUUCCAUAAUCUCCAGCAUCACACUCACUGCCACGGUGCUUCUCACUUCCCGU
Messenger RNA from Closterium sp. NIES-67, 1129 nucleotides. The record is from the annotation of a GenBank genome assembly. NCBI's taxonomy places the organism in Eukaryota, Viridiplantae, Streptophyta, Zygnematophyceae, Desmidiales, Closteriaceae.